Hyposmocoma kahamanoa is the source of this 1070-nucleotide messenger RNA. RefSeq names its product saccharopine dehydrogenase-like oxidoreductase. Gene Ontology annotation, cellular component: mitochondrion; lipid droplet; plasma membrane. The record is from RefSeq and is a predicted model, not a curated record. The coding region runs from base 128 to 1036 and encodes 302 amino acids. Lineage: Eukaryota; Metazoa; Arthropoda; Insecta; Lepidoptera; Cosmopterigidae. The transcript has 5 exons. Gene Ontology annotation, biological process: glycolipid biosynthetic process.
GUUAGUUGCUGUUUCGCAAUUGACAAUUAAUCAAUUGUCAAUCUUUAAUUGCCAGAACAAUUAAAUUUUGCCCAACACUGCUUAGGACCCAUCGACAUAUUGAAUUAUAUGUAUUUUGUUACAGCAUAUGAUGAAUAUCUACCAAAUGUACAACAAACCAGCGGAACAGGCAAACGUGUUAAUCAUUCCUGCGUGUGGAUUUGCUUCUGUACCAGUGUCAGCUGGUCUUAUCCAUCUAGAAAAUAAUUUCAAAGGUGUUCUUCGUACUGUAGAAUGCUACACAGCUAUCGAUUUUCCUACAUCUAUCCUACCUGGACGUGAUAACUGCGUAGUACAUUAUGGAACUUGGGAAUCACUAGUGCAUGAAUUGCAAAAUCUUAAACAGUUCCAUGAAACUAAAAGCCAAGUUUAUCCAGGCUUUAAACCUGUACCCCAAAGCUUAAAAAGAUCAUUCUUUCAUAGAAAUCAUGGUAGAUUCUGGUUCCCUUAUCCAGGACCUGAUGAGAGCAUUGUAGCGAUUGAUCAAGCGUAUCGCUCAAAAACAGGAACACCAACGUACUUUUUCCAAAGUUACGUGACUCCGCCUCUUCUCAUACAUUUCUUUGUAGUACCUGUUUUCUUUAUCUACUACUACCUUUGUUCCUUCAAAUGCUUCCGAAAGUUAUUGUGGAAACAUCCUAAAUUUUUUACUUUAGGCUAUUUUUCACACAAAGGACCGAGCGAACAAAUGAGAAAUAAUACAAAAUAUUCAUUCACAUUAUACGGCUCAGGAGCUGACAAUAACAAUGUGGGGAAAUCCUUAACAGCAAAGGUUUCUGGAAACGAUCCUGGAUAUCGUACUACAGCCAUAGCAGCUAUUUGUGCUGCUUUAACAAUACUUAAAGAGAGAUCUAAAAUGCCGAUAGGUGGCGUGAUAAACAGCGGUACAGCAUUCCAAAAUACUCGAAUUGUUGAUAGGCUGAAUAACUCAGGGAUGAAGAUUGAAAUUGUUGAUGAUAGUGGUAAUGAAACUAAAGUUGAGUGGAUCGAAAAGUGAAUGAUUUAAUGGACCUUGAUAUAAAUUUUUCAGA